UAAUCCCUGCAAAGCCAGAGGGGCAUCCGAGCCAGCCAACCGCGGCUCGCAUCUUCAUGGCGUUUGACCAAUCGACUCGGCGAAGGGGCGGGAGGCAACGUGCUUUCCCUGCUCCCCUCGCAGCAUCCUUCCAACAGCCUCUCUCGUGUCAAAAAAGAAAGGGUGGCAAGAAGAAGAAAAUACAAAAGGAAGGGGGGAGACGGGUCCUCGGAGGCCGUCGGAGGAAGCGAGGGGGACCCCGCGGAGGCUAACGUGGGCGCGGGACUCCCGUCCUGUGGAGAAAAUGGCUGCUUUUCAAUGUAAACAGGCUGUGCGGGACCCGCGUUGCUAAAGGGAGGAGGGGCGGACAUUGAAGGAAAUGUCGCCUCUCUCCCAAUGAGAAACCAAGCAUGUUAUACACUCCGGACGUCUCAAGAUUAUCGUGAUCGAUGAUCCUGUGGCGUGGGGGUGUGUGAAGAGGGAUUUUCCACCUUGAUCUGACAGUCCGGGGCAGACAAUUCUUGUCUUCAAGAUCACAAGGCCAAGGCAUCAUUUGCUCUAGCAUGAAGACAACUACAUCAGCAAUGAGACCUCACACACAAUUGAUAUAAAUCGACCAACAGCACAACCUCCAGUUGAAAUAGCCGACCAUGGCCCUGCCUGAAGGCAAAACAACGGCAAGUUUCCUAUCCGCAACUGCAACCACAGCCGCGCCGCUGGCCUCCUCAAGCACAAUGAGAGACAACGCCACGUCCAGGACGACACUCAUGACUGUUACCGUCCCAGCCAACGACAGCAGCUUCAACACCACCAACACCGCGUUCCCGCAGGCGGUGAUCGAGGGCCCGGGGAUGGGAAUGGUGCUCGUGCCCUUCGGCGUCAUCACCUUCAUCGGCCUAGCGCUGGCUUUGUUGCUGUACGUUCGGAAAAGGAAGCGUUUGGAGAAGCUGAGGCACCAGCUCAUGCCCAUGUACAACUUCGACCCGGCCGAAGAACAAGACGACCUGCUGGAACAGGAACUACUGGAUCACGGCCGGGAUGGCACACUCGCCGGUCCCAAUGCCAAGACUCUCCGAACCUCGCAGGGGACCACCCAGAGACCCAGUCGCCUGGUCUUCACAGAUGUAGCCAAAGCUCUCAAUGCUUAAAGGGAAGCUCUUCCAUCCACGGGUUUCACUUUGUGGACUCCUGUUUUAAUAACAGUAGGUCACUCAGGAGGAAGAAAUGUGGGUGGGGGGUGGGGGGGGGGAGGAGACUUGCUUUUGGUGACGAAAUGGUGCUUCAUCGCCUUGGAUUUGAAAUGGUUUUGUGGGAAAACUGGUGCAUGCAAUGCAACGGAGCAUCACUUUCACAAUCUUUCACAAAUGCGAUCACUUUGUGUAAUUGUUGCUGCAAAAUUUCUGUUCUUUGUACCAUCAUCGUAAUUUGGUUUGUAACACUGGAUGUUAUCCUUCAUUUUUACGGGAACCCUUUUCGUGUCUUCCUCGAUGAGCAAUUAACGACUUGUACUUAUACAUUAAAACUGUUACAAACCCUUUGAACAGUUCUCCAAAAGAGUUGUGCCAUUUUAUUAUUUUCUCCCCCAAAACACACAAAUAUUUUAAGAUUCACAGGAUAUAAUAAUUUGUUUUUUUAAUUAAAGCAGGGCAAGGUCAAUGAACAUAAGAUGAACAUAUGUGCGGAAAUGGUGACAAGGCGUAAAAAAAUGUUUUGACAAGUUGCCGCAUGCGAAUCCAUCGCCACACCAAUACAAUCACAACAUAAUGACACAUGGAUCAGAUCGUAUAAAAAUAACCAAAAAGUUGACCUUUUAUGUAAGGAAAUAAUCAAUACACAGGUUAGCUUCAACAUAGGUACGAAUACUCACAAAUGCCUUUAAUGUAACCACCCUUGUCGUUAAAAUUAUUGCUAUUUAAGUUGGUGGACCAAAUUACAAAGAAAAAUACCCAAAAUAACCAAAAAGUAAUGUUUUCGGAAAGUAUUGACAACAAUAAGUGACUCUAAAGACUGCAAAACCGCAAUGAUUCAACUUUCUGUUAAGCUUUUUACUACGAUUUGUAGCUAACAUUAGCAGCUAACAUGAACACUUUUAGCGAAAGUAAAGUUUGGGUCACAUUCUUAAAGGUGAGGUGAUCCAACACGCUGUUCCCUUGAAAUGACAUCAAAAGUAAAGUUUGCUGCCAACCAAAAGUCACUAUUUAACGGUCUGGCUUUUUUGCUAUGAUUAGCAGCUAACGUUAGCAGCUAAUAGUGUGGUUAAAAUGGCGUUUACGUGCACAACGAUAUGCCCGUCGAAAAUUACGAGUCAUAAGUCGUAAAUAAAUCAAUGAUAAUGGUUUGCCAUCCUAACUAUUGGUUAACAUUUACAAUUGUCAGCACUGACCAUUUUCCAAACAGAUUUGGAGGGAAAAACGUCAACUCGCAACAGGAUAAUCGCUCAAGAUAAGCUUUUAUAGACGCUCAAAUUUGGCCCGAUUAGCAGUAUGUGUACCCCAUUUAACCGUUUAAAAAAAUAUAUAUAUAUAUUAGAGAGACCCCACCCACAAAUGACGAGUUAAAAAACAAUCAGAGGGGUGUACUAAAGAUGACUAACACAACACACUACACACAUAACGAUAUCUCCACCGACAAUCGUGAGUGUCCUCCAAUCAUUGAGACACUGCCGGAAAAUCACACUGGAUAAUCUUUUAGAAACAAUGAACAAUUGACAACCUUUUAUCUGUGUGUGUAUCCUGCUUUAAACGUGAUCUAACUGCUGAGAAAAUACGGUCAAAUGUAGCCUGAAUUUAAAAAGAGGUCACAUAAAAAGAGUCCAAAAAUCACAUGUAUUGUCUACCCGUAAAAUAUACAGUGUAAAAAUCAGAUAUGGUGAAAAAGACGGGUGAGUAUUUAAUAAGAAACCACAUUCUAAGAUAUUUUAUGAAGUUGGUGUAAAAUAUUUUUUUUUUUUUUUGUAUUUGCCUCAUUUUCACAGAACAAAGUCACAUUUCAGUUUUAACAAAUCCAUUUUUUUCCCUUGAGGUAACUGGUUUCCGUGAGGUCAUUGCAUCAAUACUGAUAGGAAAUGCUCAACGCAGCGCACACACACACACACACACACACACACACACACACACACAAACAAAUCCCAAGACCGAAAAACAAGUUCCUGAAUUGUUUUGUACCCGGGCUGAUAUAUUUCAAUGAUGGUUUUAAUAAAAAGCACCGGCGUAAAGUCCUGAGAGUCACAAUACUUGUUGCUUUAUGUAUACAGUGGAUGAAAUGUCUUAUUAUCUUUGUUAAUGGACAAUUUGGUAUCAUUCUUAUUGGAUUUAAACUGGCAAUUUUAAAGAAGAAGAAAAAGUUUUGGGGUGUAAAACUGCUCAUAAUAAAGACUUUGGGGCAUCACGUGUAUAUAUAUAUAUAUAUAUAUAUAUAGUAACAUAGCUAAAAUGUAAAUUCAAGAGACUUAAUCCAAAAAUUAUUCAUACUCUCGACUAUUAUCAUUAUUGGUAUUCUUUUGACUGUAAAUGACACAAGAAACAUUAUUAACCCCCCUGUCAUGUAAAUUGGCGAUGAAACGCGUAUCCAUACUUCGUGCUAAUGAAAUAUUACCCAGUCUAUAUAUUUAAUAAACCACAUUAUGUAUGGGGAGUUGUUUGCAAAUUCAAAAAUCAUAAAAAAAAAAAACACAAUAAAAACAGGAAAAGAACAAAAAUAAUGCCAGGAAGACAUUUCAUCCCAUUUUCUCCCCAACAUUUUAAAAAUUAUUUUGCUAGCUUUUCCUUUAUUUUAAAACAGGUAAAUUGGACCCCUGACAUCACAGUAGUUAUUUUUUUAAAAACAGCUAUUAAUGACAGAAAAUUACAAUUUGUAUUGUUGUUUUUUAUUUAUUUAUUUAUUUUUUUACAUUUUCAAAAACAAGUCAGAACCAAAUUUGAGAAAACAACCUUUUGCACCAUUUCUAAGGCUGCUGCUCACAUAAUAUACAAUAUUUUAACAACUAGAAAAGUGGGUAGGAGUGUAGAGUUGGAAUAAAUGGACGUGAAACUUUUUGAUUGCAAUGUUUUUGAGAGCGUCCGCAUUAAAGCAUUUAAUUAUGCCGGAUGGACUCGUCUAAUGUUUUAUGACAAGUGGUACUUCCAUUCAAUACGUAAUCAUGUGCUUUAACUCCGAAUUUUGGCCUGGAUACGAGUAAUUUUAGGCUGAACUGUACUGUACAUCAGACAAAAAUAAUAUACAGUAAUGGUCCAUUUCAGCACCUCCUCCUUGUACACUGCACUCGUUUAACCCUUGACAAACCGCUUGCAUACAUUGUGACAUUUAAUAGAGCAGUGAUUCCCAACCGCUGCGCCGUGGCACAUCAGUUUCACAUAAUUGUUUGAAUUGUUUUUUUAAAUUUACGACAAAUAUAUUUUUGUUCAUCUAGCUAUGCCAGUGACGUACAAAGACAAGCAGAACAAAUAAAUGCUGUUCAACUAGAAGGCAGAACGUCUAAUAAACCUGUGCAUCCACCUGUUGCUUUGUGUUUAACUAAAGCACAGUCAGUCAAUUUUUGAGUAAAUUGAGAUGAGAUCAUCAUUAUUUUUGUUUACAUUCUACCUUUUGUGACUUUUUUGUUGUUGUUAAAUUGUGUGCCAUGCGAUUCUGGAAUAAAUUACACUACUCAACAAAAGGUUGUGGAUAUUUGUUUUUCAACCAGGAUGCUGUAAGAGGCAAGUCGCCACUGAGCUUAGAGUGUCA
Phycodurus eques (leafy seadragon) is the source of this 4701-nucleotide messenger RNA. RefSeq lists its product as uncharacterized. Bases 630 to 1127 code for a protein of 165 amino acids. The record is from RefSeq and is a predicted model, not a curated record. The transcript is spliced from 6 exons. NCBI's taxonomy places the organism in Eukaryota, Metazoa, Chordata, Actinopteri, Syngnathiformes, Syngnathidae.